AUGUCGCUCUAUCGAAGCUGGGAGAAGGCUUACGGCCUAGAACCCGACUCCGUCUCUCCUCCGGAAAAGUUUGAGCUGCCCGCGAAUCUUCCGCCAGCUCCGCACCUGGAGGACUGCUCCGCGCGCACAGCCUUCCGCCUGUCCGCGGAGCAGAGGGGACCGGACGGGUCUGCGCCCAACUGGACCCGCCCCUCCAACUGCUGCAGCUGCAGCCCGCAACCCCCUUGGUAUACUACCCAGAAAUCGCCCGAAUUCCCUCGAUUUCCCGAUAUCUCCAACUUCCCCUCCCAAUCACGCCCACCUUCCCUUCUAUUCCCUCCCCGUCUCGUGCUCCAUCUUGCUUCCUCUUCGCAGGUCCGUGGAGAUGAUCUGGCCAAUCUUGCGCUGACACGUGUCGUGCAGAGGGACAUCUGGGAGAGCCAGUUCCCUGCCACGUGCAAGGGCAGGCGAAUCCUGCUGGCGGAAUGGGUAGACGGACCGACACCAGGUCCAACCCAGACAGCAGCAGCAGCAGGGGCAGCAGGGGCGGACUUCGGGGCAUUUGGCAUGGGGACGCAAAUCCAAGUCAUGUUUGCGUUUCUGAGCAUUGCUGUGCGGCAUAACCGCACGCUAGUGGUGGCGCCAGGGACGUAUUCCAGAGCCAACAACUCGGUGUGCCAAGCCACAGGUCACAUGGGCGCCUGGGAGUGCUACUUCUUCCAAAUCUCCUCUCAGGAGUGCGUGGAUGAGGCUGUAGCAGCUGUAGCAGCCAACCAAGCUGCUUCGGCCAACGGACCUGACAUGGAGGCUCGGCUGGCCUCGCCGGACCUGGUCGUCAGGCGGUGGGGCAUGCCAUGGAGGGACCGACCAUCCACAGUGGAGGUGCAGGGGGUGCUGGAAGAGUGUGGCUUGCAUGCUACGCUUGAGCGGUGGGGCAUGCCGUGGAGGGACCGACCAUCCACAGUGGAGGUGCAGGGGGUGCUGGAAGGCGCGGAUGAGAGGACCAUGCAGCAUCGGUGGUGGCACGCCCAGUCAGCACGCUUCCUCCUCCGCUGGCCGUCCGCACACCUCUGCCACGUCAUCAACCGCAUCCGCCACGUCAGCUACGGCCUGCGAGUGGCCGUGCACAUAUCUGACAUCAGCACAGAAGAAUCUUCCAUCAUCCAAUCCCUCGAAAAGGGCACCAGCUUAUCGGGAAAAGGCAUUCCAGAUUUCAAUAUGACCAAGGAAGCAGAGUUUCUUAAAGGCAUCAACUUUGCUCCGCCAAACCUGGAGACUGACGUCUGGCCCGGGGAAGGCUUUGCUGGAUGUUUGGUUCGGGACACGGACGGAGAGAAACCUGCCACUAUAGACAAAACCUAUAAAGAAGUCGGCGGGGAGGUGUUUAUGUUCCGACCAAUCGUGAGCGUACACGUGGCGCAUGGAGACGCUGUGCUGGAGGGAAGGGGAGCCCAGGGGGGUUUACCGGAAGGAGGGUCUCGAGUAAAGCUGAGGUCGCUAGGAGUGUACAUGUAUUUUGCGUAUCAGCUGCAGCUGCAUGUUCCGACCAUCAAUCAUGCUUGGUUAAGCACAGAUGCACAGUCUACACUAGAGGAGGCUAAGCAACUGCGUGACUGGAGCUUCUUAUAUUCCGAGCACCCAUCACAGCCGACAGUGCCGGCUGGUGGUGUGGCAGCUGGGGAUGGGAGCGGCGACCUUUCUGCAAAUGACAAGACGGUUGCAGUAAAAUUCGCAAAUCUGCUUAUCGCAGCUGAGUGCGACUAUUUUGUAGGAAUGCUUGGUUCGAAUUGGAACCGGCUUAUUGAUGUUUUGCGCAGCACCAAUGGCAGGCUUUUCUCAGGCUAUAUGGCCUUAAACUUAUGA
Messenger RNA from Closterium sp. NIES-65, 1842 nucleotides. Lineage: Eukaryota; Viridiplantae; Streptophyta; Zygnematophyceae; Desmidiales; Closteriaceae. The record is from the annotation of a GenBank genome assembly.